CGACUGAAGAGUCUCUUCUCAGUCCGCGUUUGGAAGUGAUCGCGAUCGGUCGUUGUGUUUGGGGUGGGCCCGGGAGUGAGAUCCAGUUCUGCGCGGAGAUAAAGCUAGCGAAGAGACUUGAAAUUCAAGUUUUUGGUACACAUUUGAAGAAGGUCACUAACGUCCGUCCGUCCGUCCCCGCCAGCUGCGGAAAGUUAUGCAAGUCCCGGUGCGGUCGCAUUUUAGCUGAUCUUGCCAAAUUGGUGACAAACAACACACACCCAGUUGGGAGUCGAAAGUGGUGGCACGAUCGCCACGAAGAAUGAGCAGUGUUCAACUGGAGUGAAGUGGGUUCUAGGAGCAGAACAAAACGAGUUUUUAAGGGCAGUGCAGCUUUUGAUUAGCAUAGUUUGAAACAUCAGAUUGGAUCCUGGAUACGACGAUACCAACACGGGACAUCAGAAUGGAGGAGGCUACGGAAAUUGUACUGAUCACCGGUGGUGCCGGUUUUCUCGGUCAACAUUUGAUCAGAAUAUUGCACGAGCGUGACCCAAAAGUGCGCGAAAUUCGCGUCGUCGAUCUGAAGCCAUACGAAAAUACAAUUGAUCACACCACCCCGCCGGGCAAGAUCGUCUCGUUCGUGGGGGACAUCUGCAAGCCGUCCAGCAUCGAGUCCGCGUUCGAGGGCGUCGAUUGCGUGUUUCACAUGGCGGCCUACAUCAACUUUGACUUCCCGCCAAAUCGGAAGGAACUGGAACGGGUAAAUGUCGACGGGACGCAGAUUGUGGUGGAUCUGUGCCGGAAGUACAGCGUGCCGCGCUUGGUGUACACCAGCGACUGUCUGAUCCACAUGACGCCCUACCUGGGCAAGGCAAACUUUACGAUCGUGUGUAACCAGACGGAGCCGAAGACGAAGGUACCGCAGCGGGAGAGCGAGUUCCAGAUUCCGGGCUACGCGCAGUCCAAGUACAAGGGCGAGGUGAUGGUGCUGGAGGCGAACGGGAGCCCGCUGGCGAAUGGAGAGCCGCUGAAAACGAUUGCCAUCCGGCCGCCGGUUAUGUUCGGCGAGGGUGACCAGCGGUUCGUUCCGGGGGUGAUUAAGGUGGCGAUGCGGUUCGGAGGGGAAAUUCCGAAAUUAGCUGGCCCAGGAGGUAAGCAACAGCUGGUGUACGCUGGGAACGCUGCUUGGGCACAUUUUCGGGCCAAGGAGGCACUGGCCAAUAAGACAAAGGACAUCGCUGGCUACCCGGUCUUUGUGACGGACGAAUCCGGCAUCGAGGACACCACCCGGUUCUGCCAGCGCCUGUCGCGGGCCAACGAAACGCUGAAGCUGCGACCGUCCUGGUACCAGAUUCCCCUGUUUGUGUCCUUCUUCCUGGCGUUUCUGCUGGAGCUGCUGAUUAAAGCCCUUAAUCCGAUUGUGAAAAUUAAACUGAGCUUCCCGCCGUGCGGCCUCCUGUCCUACAUGUCAUCGAUUCUGCUGUACAACCGGAUCCGGGCGUCGAUCUACCUGGAUUACGAGCCCAUCUACUCCGAGGAGAAGGCCGUGUCCAAUUCGGCCCUCUGGUACGAAAAGUGGUACCAGGAUUACUGCCGCCGGCACAAUCUCAAGAAGCUGAAAGUCAAAUGAGAGCCAGAGUCACCAGCUCUCGAUAAUUGAAAUUUGUGUGUUUUUCUAGCUCUGUACAGACACCCCCUCUUAUCGGUAAUCCAACUAUCACAAGAGUAUUGGCGAAAGGUAAGGCAACAACAAUAAACGACCUUCUUUAGGUGAGGA
Culex quinquefasciatus (southern house mosquito) is the source of this 1756-nucleotide messenger RNA. Its product is annotated as 3 beta-hydroxysteroid dehydrogenase type 7. The transcript has 4 exons. NCBI's taxonomy places the organism in Eukaryota, Metazoa, Arthropoda, Insecta, Diptera, Culicidae. Gene Ontology annotation, biological process: steroid biosynthetic process. The record is from RefSeq and is a predicted model, not a curated record. Gene Ontology annotation, molecular function: 3-beta-hydroxy-Delta5-steroid dehydrogenase (NAD+) activity. The coding region runs from base 443 to 1609 and encodes 388 amino acids.